Vespula vulgaris is the source of this 1689-nucleotide messenger RNA. RefSeq lists its product as uncharacterized. Lineage: Eukaryota; Metazoa; Arthropoda; Insecta; Hymenoptera; Vespidae. The transcript is spliced from 3 exons. The coding region runs from base 109 to 978 and encodes 289 amino acids. The record is from RefSeq and is a predicted model, not a curated record.
CACGCAUCGAGCGUGAUACAACGGGUCGCCUCCGUAGAUUGAAACUCAUCUGGAGUAUCCAGUUCGUCCGGUUCUGAUAACAUUCAGUUCGAAAACAAACAGAGCAAGAUGAGAGCAGUUUUAGUAUUACUAGCGAUCUACGCUCUAGGUAUGUGUCUUGCCAAUCCUAUCGAGAAGCUCGACAAAAUCAGCGUUAUCGAGCAGCAGUCUGUGACAAUGACAGAUCGAGCGAAAUACGAGGAGGAGCUGCUUCGAAAAUUGAACAACAAGUGUUCGCAAAACGAUAUUAGUAGCUGCGUUAUGUUGAAGCUUGUAACGUAUAUGAACAAGCUGUUGAAAAAGACCUCCAUUGAGUUAACCGAUGACAUUGAAAUUAGAAAGACCAGUCAAGCUACGGAAGAGGUUAUCACAUACGAAGCAGGCAGAAGUACGGACGAGGAAACGGAAGUACUUAAUCUCGUGGUUAACAAAGUUUACGCUUUCGUCAAAUCCAGGAGCAUCAAGUGGAGAAUCCUUCCAGAAGAUAAUGUCGUCGUGUCUGCUUCCGAGGACAAAAAUGGAUCUCUCAAUCUUGGCCUUUCUAUCGAACGCGCGGACAAUGCACCCGUUCAAGACGGUCGUGGUAAGAAAAAUAACAACAUGGGUCCACUGAUGGCAGCAGCUGUACUGAAGAUCGGUGUGAUCGCUGGUUUGGCCUUUAAAGCUUUGGCAUUGUUGGUCGGUAAAGCUCUCUUGCUUUCCAAGAUUGCUUUACUCUUGGCCAGUAUUAUCGGCCUGAAAAAGCUCUUCUCGCAACAGAAGCACGUGACGUACGAAGUCGUCGCUCAUCCACAUCACUCCUCGAGUCACACUUACAGUUCCGAUCAUGGACACGGUGAUAGCUACUCAAGUGGAUGGGCAAGAAAUUUUCAUGGGCAGACAUCGAUUUCUGGCCAAGGAGACGCUCACGAUUUGGCCUACUCCGCUCACGCCAAAUAAAAAAGAUAAGAUAGAAGACGAGAAGUCAGAAAAAUAUGCAGGAUCGAUUAUUCGCUCUGUGAAAUCCAUCGUAUCGUUUGUAUUGUCUUCGCGAUCUUAGUAUUAAUUCUUAGAUUUUUACUUUGGUUAUUCUAGGCUUUUCUUUCUCUAUUUUUAUCUUUUUCUUUCUGUUUCUAUUUAUUUCUGCCUUUUAUUCUUCUUUGAUCAUCCAUUCUUUUAUCAUUUCUCCUUCUUUUUUUCUUUCCUUUCAUCAUUCGGGGUGCCUUCACCUCUUAAAAAUUCGACAGAUACGACUGUCCUUCCUCAUCCAUUUGUCACGACUUCGACUCGUACGACUGUUUACGCAUUAUCAUGUUAGAAUACGGACGCGCGAUGUACAUGUCUCGCUACAUGAGACUACUAUGUUUAUUUUUUUUUUUUUACACAUAUGACAUUCUUAUCACAGUAAGAAGAAAACAAGAAAGAGAAAACAGAGAAGAGAUCUUUCUUAUAUUACUUGUUGAUAUUUCACGAAUUGAUUAUCUAUUGAAAGAGAUUUGUAAGAUAGUUAUACCGAAUACGAUAGACGUUAUCAAGACCAAAAGACAAAAAGACAAAAAGCGGAAGACAAUGAAUCGUAUCUACGAGUAUCCAAAGUAACGAGUACCCCUCGUUAGUUUUAUCUUUUUACCAUUAAUUUAUUUCGCCCCUCCAUUAUUGACAGUGCAAAUG